GAGACAAACAGUAUUGAAACGUUUGCGCCAGCACUGGUCGAUACGCUGGGAAGUUGUCUGAACCAUGAAAUGAUCGGUAUUGGACCUGUCGGUGCAAUCAUCGAUACGCCACACUGCAAGAUCGCCUGUGAACUACUCAACAGCCUUUUCCUUGUAUGUUUUGUUAAAAUUCUACGAGAAUGCUUUUUGAUCCAGAUUCUUCCUGAAAUUAUUUCGGCCGAAUGA
Molecule: messenger RNA, 225 nt
Organism: Gongylonema pulchrum
Lineage: Eukaryota; Metazoa; Nematoda; Chromadorea; Rhabditida; Gongylonematidae
Source: the annotation of a GenBank genome assembly